Messenger RNA from Exophiala oligosperma, 1049 nucleotides. RefSeq lists its product as uncharacterized. The coding region runs from base 185 to 496 and encodes 103 amino acids. Gene Ontology annotation, cellular component: mitochondrion; mitochondrial inner membrane. The transcript has 2 exons. Gene Ontology annotation, biological process: mitochondrial respiratory chain complex IV assembly. NCBI's taxonomy places the organism in Eukaryota, Fungi, Ascomycota, Eurotiomycetes, Chaetothyriales, Herpotrichiellaceae. The record is from RefSeq and is a predicted model, not a curated record.
AUUUUCUAGAAAGUACAGUAUACAGCCAAAGCACAGCGGAUUUUACGGUUUGGGGGGACAAUCAUUCUCUGCAAUAUACCAGCGACUGGAUAAAUCUGAGGCCCGUAUCAAUCCUUGCUGGUGGUUGCAUUACACAAGACACAUCAGUAAACAGGAACAGAGAGUCUCCGCGAGUGGACGGAAAAUGGUGUUCAACUACAUCCUGCGGUCUCUCCGCGGGACGAACCUCGAAGUCUUCAAGUUUGGAAUGUACCUCGCCUUCCCCAUUGGAUACAUGUACUACUUUGGCACGAACCUGGAAAACCGAUUCUCCGUGCGCGGGUUUUGGCCGACGCAAGAACAGAGCCACAAAAUCCCGUUUGAAAAGGACGAACUCGAGGCCGAAGUACAGCGAAUACGCGAGAACAUGAAGAGGCAGAACGAAUGGAAGGCGGCGCAGGCGCAGGCGGCGGCGGCGUCCUCGGAUCAGCAGCAACAGCAAAACCCGUCGCCAUAAGAGAAGACUUGAUGCAAUAGUUCAAAGGUCUAGAGUCUAAAAUGUGAAUACGACUUGAAAGGGAGAGCAGAUCAAUGCAAAAGAGCCCGGGGCUCUCGAUACCCGUCUCCCUCCGUCCCAAACCCCUUCAGCUCCUGGUCGAGAACGUCCAGCGGGAUCACUUUGAGACCCCUUUCGCAGGGCAUUGAACGUCAUACCGCAUCUUGCGACAACCCUAAACGAUGACCAGGUGAUGUAUACGCGCCUCGAGCGCGUGUAACGUGGCUUCCCGAGGAGAGUACACUGACAAUCGCAUCGAGUAUGCGAAGGGAAAGCGUCCAAAGCGUAGGGAGGGAAAGUGAUAUUUACUCCACUCAACCCAGGCUCAUAUCGUGCCGGCGGCGUAACAAAGUUAUGUCUACGCAAACACCUGCAGAGAGACGACCAUCGCGCAUGGGGAUGAAUUUUUGAGCUCGAGGAUGAAGAGCUUCAUGAUUCUUGUAUUAUCACAUAUCUCAAAAGGCAGACAGUUGUAGUAUUAUUGAAAACAUCACUACCAACGCCCAUGUUGUCC